AUGGCUUCCGUACAGGCACUAGGAAAUCGGGGGAAAUCCACGACGUUCGGCGAAUGGUGCGACAAGUUCCAUUCAUAUGUUCUCUCGCACUUUUCUGAUAAAUGCACAAGAGUUGAUAUUGUAUUUGAUCGGUACUUGGACAACUCCAUUAAAGGAGGGACUCGUGCGAAGAGGAAAGGUGUAAGAGGUAAAGGAAUUAAGAGAAAAUUUGAAAGCCGUGAGCAGAAAAUUGGAAACUGGGACAGAUUUGUUUCUCUCGACGAGAAUAAGGCAAGUCUGGCACAUUUCCUUUGCACACAACUUUCUGAAAAUUGCCAGCAGUUACUCCUCGGUCAAGAACUUGUUGUCAGUGGAGGCUUUAAUGACCCAAAGAAAACGUGGAGUUCAAUCGGUCGAGAUGUCUCCAGACUCGAAUCCGACCAGGAGGAAGCAGAUACUCGCAUCGUUCUACAUGCCAGGGACGCUACACUGCGAGGAAGUCAGCAGAUCAAUGUAAUAUCGCGCGGCACUGAUGUGUUCCUGCUUCUCACGGCUCACAAGCCCCAUCUUUGUGAAGUUCUAUGGAUGGUGUAUCGGUACAUAGCACCGUGUAUGUACCUAUCGGUACAUACACGGUGCUAUGUACCGAUACACCAAAUCCAUGUCACGGAAGACAUAAGAGAAUCGCUAUUGGCAUUCCACGCUUUGACGGGCUGCGACACUACUAGUCAGAUUGCUGGUAUUGGUAAGAAAUCUGCGUGGACCGUUUUCGUUAAGAAUCAUGACCUUCUGGAACAUCUUGGCGAAGAAAGCAUCGCAAAUGACCAAGUUCUUUCCAAUGCGGAAACCUUUGUGUGCCACCUUCACAAUCCAAAUACAGAUAACGUGCUCAUCAACCAUGAGAGAGUGGCGUCAUUUAGACGAGCAACUAAAAGCUUGGAUUCUCUGCCACCCUCUCAAAAUACACUUUUUCUCCACAUCAAGCGUGCGCAUCUGCCGACAUUCAUAUGGAAGAAAGCCUUGAAACCGUGCCCUGUUCUUCCAAGUCCAGAAGAAAAUGGAUGGAAUUUCGAUGACGGCAUUCUGAAGCCCACGCUAACGACUGAAGAACCAGUCUCAGCAUCUUGCGUACAGCUGGCGUACUGUGGUUGUUCCGCUGAGCGUUCAUGUGGAACACGAAGAUGUACUUGUGUACGCCUAUCUUUAACAUGCUCCAAAGCUUGUAAUUGCGGUUAUAAUUGCGUAAACACAAUCUUGGAGGAAUAA
Molecule: messenger RNA, 1245 nt
Organism: Paramuricea clavata
Lineage: Eukaryota; Metazoa; Cnidaria; Anthozoa; Malacalcyonacea; Plexauridae
Source: the annotation of a GenBank genome assembly